AUGAUUUGUGUCGAAGUUUGUUUCUUUAAAUCUUUCGCACUUUACGCAUACGAUACAAUAGUUCAUCAAAUUUUACCGAAUAUAAUUAUUGUUGGAUUUAGUAUUGGUUUAUUAGUACGCAUUCGUUGGCAAAGGCGUCGUAUAGGUCAAUCAUUAACAUGGCGAAAACACUGGAAAAUGACACUCCAAUUGUUGUUUAUCUCAGUCAUUUAUCUUAUAUUUGCUUUACCAUUAACAUUAAUAAGCCUUUUGUAUCUUUGUGGUAUACCACUUUAUGUGACCGCAAAAUAUACAGAAUAUGCACAAUUUUUAGAUUAUUGUACAAUAAUUCUUUGCCCUAUUGUUUCUGCUUUUUCAUUACCGCGACUGAGAAACCAAAAAAAUAACAUUUUACGAAUACGACGUCGAGCAAGAGCUGUGGCAGCGAUAACAUAG
This is a messenger RNA of Rotaria sp. Silwood2, 435 nucleotides long. The record is from the annotation of a GenBank genome assembly. NCBI's taxonomy places the organism in Eukaryota, Metazoa, Rotifera, Eurotatoria, Philodinida, Philodinidae.